Messenger RNA from Rosa chinensis, 1413 nucleotides. RefSeq names its product protein STICHEL-like 1. Gene Ontology annotation, molecular function: DNA-directed DNA polymerase activity; DNA clamp loader activity. The record is from RefSeq and is a predicted model, not a curated record. Bases 1 to 1413 code for a protein of 470 amino acids. Gene Ontology annotation, cellular component: nucleus; DNA replication factor C complex. The transcript has 4 exons. Gene Ontology annotation, biological process: DNA repair; DNA-templated DNA replication. Lineage: Eukaryota; Viridiplantae; Streptophyta; Magnoliopsida; Rosales; Rosaceae.
AUGGUUAUUAAGGCCAUAACCAAUGCAAUUCAGCAGAAUAAGAUUGCACCGCUUUAUCUUUUCUAUGGUGCAAGAGGCUCCGGGAAGACAUCUAUUGCUAUAAUAUUAGCAUUGGCCUUGAACUGUGAAUCCAGCUCAUUUAUCAAACCGUGCUGGAAAUGCCAAGGAUGCUCCAGAAGCCUUUCUAUUAUGGAGUUGUGUUCUGGAAGUACAGUUGCUGGAUUCAAAAGGAUUAGGAAACUCCUUCAAAGUAUAUCAUCUUUGCAAGCAACACCAGGAUUUAAGGUAUUUAUCCUUGAAGAGUGCGAAUCGUUUAGUACAGAAGCAUGGGACGAACUUUCAGGCAUAGCAAAUGGAGCUUACAAUGCUGGUGUGGUAUUCAUCCUUAUCACUACAAAUGCAGACAUGGUGCCUAGAACCAUAUCAUCAAGAUGUCAGAAAUUCUUCUUUCCCAAACUCAGAGACACUGAUAUCAUGCUCAAGUUGACUAGAAUUGCAGCCCAGGAGGGUAUAAGGAUUGAAAAAGAAGCAAUCAAACUGGUUACUACCAAAGCACAAGGAUCUUUGCGAGAAGCUGAAAACAUAUUAGACCAGCUGAUAUUACUGGGGCCAAAGAUAACAAGCUCCAUGGCACAACAGCUUGUAGGUCUUGUUCCGCAUGAUAAGCUCAAAGAAUUGCUUGCAAUGGCACUUUCCGGAGACACUAUGCAAACCCUGAGAUGUGCAAGGCAGCUGAUUGGAACUGGUAUUGAACCACAAAUGUUUGUAUCACAAUUGGUUUCGCACAUCACCAACAUGCUUUUCAGUGAGGCUGAUGCUGUUCCUGAAACCUCUUCUUCUACUCACUUAUCAACAGAUAAGGAACUUCUGCAAGGAGGAUCAGAGCACAAAAAUGAUCAAUCAGUGGGACUGUGUUGCGCCUUACAAAUAUUAGCUGCAGUAGAGAGGCAACCCAGGACCUCAACUGACCAUACCUUGCAGAUAUUUAAUGCUCUUUUACAAAUUGCUUCUAGAGAUGCUUCCAGCAAAAGAUCUUCCGGACCUGCCCUAUCCCCAGUUUUGUCUGCAGUAGCAGAUUACAAGUCCAAUGCAGAAAUGGAGUUGCAUAGCCUAACCCACAGCAGGUAUUUGGUGAACCACAUUGCCAUCAGCAACACUGCUGAGCAACAAGAGAUGGACAAUACGAAACAAAAGUCUACCAUCAAAAGCAUUGCGAAACAGACAAAUUGCAGAGACAAGGCAGUUGAUGGAGAGACUCACUUUACUUGCAUCAGUGAAAUGGAAGAAAUUUGGCUAAACAUGUUGGGCAGGAUGCAUAGUUCAUAUUUGAAAGACUUUUUGCGCCACAAAGUGAAGCUUGCAUCAUUAACUAUAACUAGUGGUAAAGCACUUUUACUCUCCACUAGCAUAUAA